AUCUAAUUCGCAACCAAAAAAAAAUUAAAAAUGAAAUGACCCCCCAUUUCUCAACCAACUCCCAAAUCGAACAAAAUUGAAUUACUUGGCGUGUAGUCGACGGCCGGCAGCUUCCUAGCGUCUACCACCUUCCAUCGAUUCACAGUUCUUCGUCUUCGUCCCCUCUUGGUAAUAUAGAAGUAAAGACAAUCGUUGCAACUGAGGAGAAUACGCCAAUGGAACUAGCAGACAGGGCGGUUGGUCUUCUAUUGUGUUGUAUCAGCUUAUCAAUAUUCACGUACUAUACUUUCUGGGUUAUUAUCUUGCCAUUUGUGGACGGUGACCACUUCAUUCACCAGUACUUCUUACCUCAAGAGUAUGCGAUUAUAAUACCUGUUCUUGCUGGUGUUACACUUCUUUGCUUCCUGUGUGUCUUUAUUGGAUCAGUGAUGCUGAAAUCCAAAAAGAAGAAGGCUUAGUGAAAUUAUGUACUGCUUAUUUGUAUCUUUCUUCCCCGCUCUUGUCCUUCUUUUUUUUGAAAGUUUUAUUGAACUUUGUCGAUAUUUUUCAUUGAAGUAGAGCCUUAUGAUAGAGUUUCAACAGUUGAAUGUAUACAUGAACUGCCUAUGAUAUCUACCAACUAGUGUUAUUAAAAAAAUUGGAGAAUUUUGUUUAUCUCAUUUUGGGAGUUAAAUGAUUUGUAACAUGGGAUCAUCUUCUGUUUACAAUUCCUAUCAAUUCAAUGUGACAUUCUUUCUUAUUA
Spinacia oleracea (spinach) is the source of this 742-nucleotide messenger RNA. RefSeq names its product dolichol-phosphate mannose synthase subunit 2. Gene Ontology annotation, cellular component: dolichol-phosphate-mannose synthase complex; endoplasmic reticulum membrane. Lineage: Eukaryota; Viridiplantae; Streptophyta; Magnoliopsida; Caryophyllales; Amaranthaceae. The transcript is spliced from 3 exons. Gene Ontology annotation, biological process: dolichol phosphate mannose biosynthetic process; GPI anchor biosynthetic process. Gene Ontology annotation, molecular function: enzyme regulator activity. The record is from RefSeq and is a predicted model, not a curated record. The coding region runs from base 216 to 458 and encodes 80 amino acids.